Molecule: messenger RNA, 1101 nt
Organism: Olea europaea var. sylvestris
Lineage: Eukaryota; Viridiplantae; Streptophyta; Magnoliopsida; Lamiales; Oleaceae
Exons: 6
Coding region: 357-977 (206 amino acids)
Source: RefSeq, a predicted model, not a curated record
CUGCGUCCCACUGAAAUCGAGCGUGGGCAACCUCAUAUCGUAACUCUUGUGCUGUUCAAUGAUCAUCAUGUCCCUGCGUUGGAUGACCUUGCCAGGGACAGUGUUGCUCCGCAGUUCCAAGCAGAGCGUAUAGGCACACCCAAAGAAGGCACCUUCGAGGAUGAGACUUCUGAUGAGGCCCAUGACAGUGGGGGGACCAGUGGCGAGGAGGAGGAGUCAGGAGUCGAUGAGAGCGGAGAGGCCGAAGGUGAGGACUCGGAGGAGCACGACAGUGGGGAUAGUGAUGGUGAUCGAGUUCGACGAACUGGACAAAUGGGGACUUUUUCCUCCCCCACGUGCAUAGAGCUACUUCUCCCAUGCAGGCACCGUCUACCUCUCAUGUCCGACCAACUGCAACGGCUGGAUCAAGCCUCACAAUAGACGAUGUUCAGGGCAUGUUACUGGAUCAAAGAAUUCUGUUCGAAAUGCAGCUCCGCACUGUGAAGCUCAAAAUCAUGCAGCACGUGUCCGAUGAAUUUAAAAAAUUGAAGGACUUCAUAUCCACCAUCGUCCCAGCAUCCGGCUCUACAACCACUGCAUGUGCUACUGAUGUGGACCCCGAGCCCAGACUAUUAGACUACGGAGGCUUUGCAGGCCACCACCCGUCGCCUGACGGUAUUGACGAAGACAUGGGGAUUGACAGGCAAGAGGAGGGCGGUGUGUGCAUUAAUGAAGAACACAUGGAGCCAUGCCUGGACGAGCAGGAUAUGCCACUGCCCACUGGAACCAAAAGUCUGCAAGUAAUAGCACACAUUCAGCCGUGCCCGGAGGAUCACCCCAUGCCAGAGCCCUCUACAAUCGAAGAAGUGCAACUCAAAGGGGGCCACCACCCAUCGCUGGGGACCGUGACAAAGAGCAGGACAUGCUGCCUACUGGAACCAAACAUCUGCAAGACACAGUACACAUUGAGCCAUGCCCCAACAAUGACCCCGUGCUAGUGGUCGCUGCAACGGAUGAAGUGCAAGUUCCCGCCAAUGUAGCCCGACCAGGACGGAAAGUUACGACAAAGAGACGACGAUCGACACGACUGCGACGUCUGGCACCUGCUACCAGGACUCCGUA